GGCCCGAGCGGCUGCCGGGGUGGCCCGGGAGCGCGGCCCUUCGCCAUGUACACCUUCGUGGUGCGCGACGAGAACAGCAGCGUCUACGCCGAGGUCUCCCGGCUGCUCCUCGCCACGGGCCACUGGAAGAGGCUGAGGCGCGACAACCCCCGGUUUAACCUGAUGUUGGGAGAGAGGAAUCGGCUGCCCUUCGGGAGACUGGGUCACGAGCCAGGGCUGAUGCAGUUGGUGAAUUACUACAGAGGGGCUGACAAGCUGUGUCGCAAAGCUUCUUUGGUGAAGCUGAUCAAGACAAGUCCAGAACUGGCUGAGUCCUGCACAUGGUUCCCUGAGUCCUACGUGAUUUACCCAACUAAUCUCAGGACCCCAGUUGCUCCAGCUCAGAAUGGAAUCCUCCCGCCUAUCAGUAACUCAAGAACAGAUGAAAGGGAAUUCUUCCUGGCUUCUUAUAACAGAAAGAAAGAAGAUGGAGAAGGCAAUGUUUGGAUUGCAAAGUCAUCAGCUGGUGCCAAAGGUGAAGGCAUUCUCAUCUCCUCAGAGGCUACAGAGCUUCUGGAUUUUAUAGACAACCAGGGCCAAGUGCACGUAAUCCAGAAAUACUUAGAGCACCCUCUACUUCUGGAGCCAGGUCAUCGCAAGUUUGACAUUCGGAGCUGGGUCUUGGUGGAUCAUCAAUAUAACAUCUACCUCUAUAAAGAGGGUGUACUUCGGACUGCCUCAGAACCGUAUCAUGUUGAUAAUUUCCAAGAUAAGACCUGCCAUUUGACCAAUCACUGCAUUCAAAAGGAGUACUCAAAAAACUAUGGGAAGUAUGAAGAAGGGAAUGAAAUGUUCUUUGAGGAGUUUAAUCAAUACCUAACAAGUGCUUUGAACAUUACCCUGGAAAGUAGUAUCUUACUACAAAUCAAACAUAUUAUAAGAAGCUGCCUGCUGAGCGUGGAGCCCGCCAUCAGUACCAAGCACCUCCCUUACCAGAGCUUCCAGCUCUUCGGUUUCGAUUUCAUGGUGGACAAGGAGCUGAAGGUCUGGCUCAUCGAGGUCAAUGGCGCUCCUGCUUGUGCUCAGAAGCUGUACGCAGAGCUGUGCCAGGGCAUCGUGGACAUAGCCAUAGCCAGUGUCUUCCCGCCCCCAGACACCGAGCAGCAGCCGACCCCGCCCGCUGCAUUCAUCAAGCUGUGACCCAGGGGUGUUCAGAGCUGCCUCAGAAGAAGUACCGGGUCCUGCUGCCAGGGAAGGUGAAGUGACCGGAUUGCUCAUCAUCCAGCUGAGACAGGAGCAAAGACAGGCAACUUGGAAAGGUGUGAUGGAAGGGAGAGCAUGGGGAGAAAGGACUUCCCCGAAGAGUGGCUGCUCUGGGCUCUUGUGGGAGCCUCAACGCUGCUGUUCCAGAUUUGAAGACUGAGGCAGACGUCUCUAAGGGGAGAGCAAAGUAUCCUUUGGAGGGCAAAAAACCAGGAGUUUGAUUAUUUUAUGUUCUUAUCCUUUGAAAAAUCAGAUUUUUAUCGCAAAGCAGCGUCACGAGCAGCACCUCUCCUCCCGGGGUUGCAGCGUGGACCUCUGGCUGGUGUCUUCCCACCUGCUGCAGCCUUAGUGCCUUACCUGUCCACCCAGCUGCAACCCUUCUGUUCUGGGACGUGCUUGGAUGUCAGAGCAUUCUGGAGGUUGCCUGCGUGUCCCCUGGUCAUCCCCCUCCACAGCACUGCACCGUAAAAUCCGGACAAGCAUGCAUCACUAGUCCGCGGUCUGUGCUGUGGCCGUGUCGCUGUGAGGGGGUUCCUUGUGUUCCCGAGAGGCUCUGGUCAGUCGCCUGUCGGGCUUGGUACAGCCUGGACUCCUAAACCACAAGCGCUGCUCUCUGCAUGUUUUAGAAACCAAGUGGCGAGUCUGCCACAAACUCGGAAGCAUCCAAUAAGCAUGAGCGAGAAAAAACACGAUGUCUUGCUUUACUUCAUACUUGAGGGUAGUGGGUCUUUGAAAUAUAACGCCUCAGUUAUCUUUGUUUUAACCAGAAUUCUAUGUGCGCUUUUGCAAAGUUCCCUUUUCUUCACUUUUUUUUUUUAAAGAUUUAUUUAUUUGUGCAUACAGAACUGGGGUAUAGGUUAGAGGC
Messenger RNA from Condylura cristata (star-nosed mole), 2107 nucleotides. It is a transcript of the gene TTL, whose product is annotated as tubulin tyrosine ligase. The coding region runs from base 46 to 1179 and encodes 377 amino acids. Gene Ontology annotation, biological process: protein modification process. The record is from RefSeq and is a predicted model, not a curated record. The transcript has 7 exons. Lineage: Eukaryota; Metazoa; Chordata; Mammalia; Eulipotyphla; Talpidae.